Molecule: messenger RNA, 2278 nt
Organism: Drosophila ficusphila
Lineage: Eukaryota; Metazoa; Arthropoda; Insecta; Diptera; Drosophilidae
Product: CDK5RAP3-like protein
Exons: 4
Coding region: 80-1612 (510 amino acids)
Biological process (GO): regulation of mitotic cell cycle; regulation of cyclin-dependent protein serine/threonine kinase activity
Cellular component (GO): endomembrane system
Source: RefSeq, a predicted model, not a curated record
GCAGCCUUUCCAAGUUAACUGAUUAAAGCUGGUCACACUGAGGGUAAAACCAAAACAGCCUGCGUGGACAAACAAAAAAAUGAACGAGUCCGAGAUCCCUAUUGACAUUCACACGCUGAAGCUCCAGGACUGGCUUAUUAGUCGCAGAAUUGUUCCUAAAAAUGUUCAGCAAGAGAUUAGAGAAAUCCACAAGAAGAUUAGUAAUGCCUUGCAGGACAUGCCGUCCAACGAGCAGCUAAUUAAGCUACUAUCCAGGACAAAUAUCAAUUACUACCAUGUGAAGGAGAUUAUUGAGAUCCUGAAGCAGACGGAGAAGGAUACGAAAAGCGUUUUCGGAACCUACGGCAGUCAGCGCAUGAAGGACUGGCAGGAAAUCAGUCGCCUGUACGAGAAGAAUGCCAUAUACUUGGCCGAAACAGCGCAGAUCUUCGUGCGAAAUGUUAACUACGAGAUUCCUGGAGUGCGCAAGCAAAUGGCCAAGUUGGAACAGCAAACGGACGAGAGCCAAAAGCGUGCUCAUGACCUGAAUAAACCCGAGAGUCAGCUCCUGGCUGAGCACGCCGCCCUGCUGGAGCAAUUGGGCGUCAAGGGGGAGAACCUGCAUGCAGAGUUCGUGGAUGUUCUGGCUGGUCUGCCUGAUCUGUAUGCUAAAUCCCUGACCGACAUCGGCAAGAUUCAGCCGGGCAUCGAUCUGUACGCCGAAGUCAGUGGCCACAAGCAAGCCCUGCCUAUCCUGAGCCACCUGGUCGAGUUCGGAAACACCACUGUGUAUCAGUACAUCCACAAGGAAGCUCCUCUGGCUGUCGAAGAGCCACCCAUCCGGCUCAACCUUAGCGAGGAUCUCAUCGCCAACAAGGAUGACAACGCUCCCCUGGAGAUUGACUUCGGAACAGACGACAAUGGAGGAACUUCGUCGACCGUUUCGGCGGAGAUAAUCGAUUACGGUGACUUUGGCAGUGGGGACUUGCAGGAAAACGACGGUGGCAAUAUUGAUUGGGGCAUCGAAAGUGCUCCCACCGAUGCGGUUGAGAUCAACUUUGACAUUCCCGUCGAGGAGUAUGGAAUUGUGGUGGAGGGCACUGGCAUGGAUGGUGGCACUGCCAAGGGCGAUCAGGCUUACACUUUACUGGACUCUCCCAACUAUCGCGAUCGUUUCCUUGACGAAAUUUAUGAAUUGGAGUCAUUCCUGCGCCUGCGGCUCUACGAGCUCAAGCAGCUGGAGUCCUCGAGCGACAUUAUGUUCUCCCUUAUGGACAACAUUGCCACUCACGAUGCGGAGAGCAUCAGAAAGAUUCUUAGCUCGGUGGAGAAAAUUAUACAGCAGACUUCCGACGAGCAGACGCGGCAUCUCUUCCAGCUGAAGCACUCCCCGAAAUAUGCCAAUCUGCUGGCAACGAAGCUGCAGCAGAUGAAGAAAGCCGUUGAGAAGUUGCGAUCCACGCGAGAAACACUGAAAAAGCGCGCCAUUGAGCUAAGGGAGCAGCGGCAGCAGAUCAAUCCCGUCCUGGAGGAACUGAUUGCCCAGACCCGCACUUUGCAGUCGCACAUCGAGAAGGACAUUUCCAAGCGGUACAAGAAUCGGGUGGUUAAUUUGAUGGGAGGCGUUAACUAAUGUAAUUAGGUGUUUGUUAAAUAAACUGAACAAUCGGACAAGAUAUACUCCCUUUGUUCAAAGAAAAAAUUGAUGAUUUUUUUAACAAAAAAUUAUUUUAAAGAAAAACGAUGGUUUUUAAAUUUUUUAAAAGAAGUUUAUUUUUAUUUUGCUAUUUUUAUUAAAUAUACAAAUUUUAUUUAUAUUGUGUUCAUUUUUUUAAUUGCCAUUUGCUUCUUUUUUUGUAUCCAGAAUACAAACCUAAUUUUAGUGAAGUUUGUUGUUGGUUUCAUUUUUUUGUUGCUUUCGUUUUGUUCAUAAAAGUAUGCUUACACAUUUAACGUUUUAAACUUUUACUUAAAUUUAAAAUUCUUAAGCUGCUGAAUUUUAAUAAUGUGUAAAACAAGAACAACGCUGUGAUUAACUUAAAUGUUUUGGGCCUGUCUUGAAUUUAAGGAAAUUCAUCGAAAAAAUUUAUUAAUUCGGAAAUAGAAUGGGGGGAGCUUCAAAAAAUUCGGAAAUGCUAUAAAGUAGCUAUACAAGGUUUGGGUGUAAAAAGCCACAAAGUGUUUGGGGUAUACAUUGGGAUAUCAACUAGACUUAGGCACUAAUCUAACAAAAGUGUGGCUGGCGGUAGUCAGCAGAAAGGCUUUAUAAGUAUAAUCAAUUCGUUAACUAAAUAGAAAA